Podarcis muralis (Common wall lizard) is the source of this 2177-nucleotide messenger RNA. It is a transcript of the gene PNKP, whose product is annotated as polynucleotide kinase 3'-phosphatase. The record is from RefSeq and is a predicted model, not a curated record. Gene Ontology annotation, biological process: DNA repair. NCBI's taxonomy places the organism in Eukaryota, Metazoa, Chordata, Lepidosauria, Squamata, Lacertidae. Gene Ontology annotation, molecular function: polynucleotide 3'-phosphatase activity; protein binding; ATP-dependent polydeoxyribonucleotide 5'-hydroxyl-kinase activity. Gene Ontology annotation, cellular component: nucleus.
UCCUUCAGACUUCCUGCCUAGGGACGAGCUUGCUGAAUGUGGGUCCUCGUUUCUUCUGCUGCGCGUAGCAACAGCAGUGGGGGGGGUCUUGCUCUUUCAAUGCAGGAGGGCCAGCUCCUCUGUCUGGACAGGAGGACCCCCUGGGAAAUACAAAGCUAAAUUCUCCUUUCUUUCUUUUUUGUACCAGCUUAUAUUUGUGAAAGAGACAGGCAUUUUGAGGCUGCCCAGUGCCAUGCGGUGCCUCCUCGUCAGCCAAGACAAGCGACAUGAUCCAGUUCUUCUGCCUGAUGGUGUGACUGUGGUUCUGGGCAGGGGACCUGAGACACUCGUCACCGAUAAAAAAUGCUCCCGGACACAAGUGGAGUUGCUGGCCAAUUAUGCCUAUAGAUCCGUCCGAGUCACACAGCGAGGGGUGAACCCCACGUCGGUGGAGGAGAUACACCUGCGUUGUGGGGACAGCACCACGCUCCAGGAGGGAGAGACUCUGUGCUUGGUGAAUGGGCUGUAUCCCUACCGCAUCCGUUUCGAGGAAGAUUCCCGCUCCCCGAAGAAAACCCUGCUGGAGUUCUUCAGUCCCCGGCGCCCCCUGGAAAAAGAGGAGGAUGGCAAGGCCCAGCCAGCCAAGCGGCUCAAGACCUCCUCGCCUUCCGAGGACGAGGAAGACGAUGACGACGUCGACCCCUCGGUGGCCGAGAAAUUGAGGCAGCUGCAGGAGACGGCAGCGCAAGCCCAGCGGGCGCAGAGCCAGACUCCCCGGCAGCUGCAGCUCUCGCAUCUGGCUCCCCAGCCGCACGACUCCUGGGAGGACCAUGGCAAGCUCCUGGUCUUCACAAAGAAAGGGGUGGUGCCCAGCGCCAAAGUUGCAGGUUUUGAUCUGGAUGGGACCAUAAUCACCACGCAGUCUGGGAAGGUGUUUCCUACGAGCCCCGAUGACUGGAGAAUCCUGUACCCCGAAGUUCCCCGCAAGCUGAAGCAGCUUCAGAGCGAGGGGUACAAGGUUGUGAUCUUUACCAACCAGAUGGGCAUCAGUCGUGGGCGCCUCAGGCCCGAAGUUUUCAAAGCCAAGGUGGAAGCAGUGGUGGAGCGGCUUGGCAUCCCGCUGCAGGUCUUCGUGGCGACUGCUUCUGGCGUUUACCGCAAACCUGUCCUCGGCAUGUGGGAACACCUGUGCAAGAAGGCAAACGGUGGCCUAGAAGUCUCUUUGCAGCAAAGCGUCUAUGUUGGAGAUGCAGCUGGGCGACCACCAAACUGGGCCCCGGGACACAAGAAGAAGGAUUUCUCAUGCAGUGACCGCUUGUUCGCUCUGAAUGCUGGGCUUCCCUUCCGCACCCCCGAAGUGUAUUUCCUGGGCUGGAAAGAGCCGCCGUUUGCACUCCCCAACUUUGAUCCGCGAACGCUGGACCCCAAGGCACGGCUGUACGAUCCUCCAGACGCUUGCCUGACCUCUUCCUCCCCAGAGAUGGUUGUAGCUGUUGGCUUCCCUGCUGCUGGCAAGUCAACUUUUUUGAAGCAACACUUGGCCUCUGCUGGUUACGCCUAUGCCAACCGGGACACACUUGGCUCAUGGCAGAAAUGUGUGGCUACCUGCCAAGCAGCACUGCAGGCAGGGAAGAGCGUAAUAGUGGACAACACCAAUCCGGACCUGGAAUCGAGAUCCAGGUAUAUUGAGUGCGCCAAGGAAGCCGGCGUUCCCUGUCGCUGUUUCCUGUUCACUGCUUCGUUGGAACAAGCCAAGCACAACAACAGAUUCCGGGAAAUGACGGAAAAGGGGCAUGUGCCCGUGAAUGAUAUCGUCCUGAACAGUUAUAAGAAUAAGUUUGUUGAACCAUCGUUGGACGAGGGUUUCUCUGAAAUCCUCAAGAUUCACUUUGUGCCUCAGUUUGCAGAUUCUCAACUAGAGUCACUUUACCGGCAAUUUUCUGAGGGAUGACAGUGUCCUGCUAUUUGCACCCAUCUGACAGAGCCUUUUUUCGAAAUGUACCUCUCUGUUGCCAAAGAAAGGUAUACUUAUGAAGUGUGAUGGCUCCCCCUGCUGGUCAAAGGGGAACCUCGCUUUGGGCUGUAGAACGUCCUCAGGCUGUUUGAAAAUGGGAGUGGAGACUAUAUAAUAGGAUUCCCUUUUCCCCUGUGAAAAGGCAUUUUAGAAACCAUGAGAAAUAAAAGUUUUGGAACCCAAA